Molecule: messenger RNA, 3861 nt
Organism: Chara braunii
Lineage: Eukaryota; Viridiplantae; Streptophyta; Charophyceae; Charales; Characeae
Source: the annotation of a GenBank genome assembly
GCUAGGGGUCAGGAGGACUUAUAUGAGAGGGGAGUGACUCGUAAUCCAUCUUUGGAGGCCGGGCCUCACAGGUUAGACAAGAGGGGAUCUCCAGCUGAUCUGAUCAGGCCCGUUCUAUAAAUCAGACCUCUCUGCUGUUUCUAUUUUUUUUUUUUUUUUUUUUUUUUAAUUUAUUCUUCUGCUGCUUGCCACACUCUAAGUCCAAAUGAUUCGCCGCUCCGGCCAGGAGUUCUACCUUCUUCUCUGAGCGGUUUUCAGUUUGUUUCUUGCAUCUGAACUAUCUAUGUCCAGUAUUAAGACGCGUGCGCAGACAGCGAAGAGAGAAGAAAGGGAGAGAGAAGGUGUUCUGUUUGAGAGUGUGAGGAAGGGCAAGAGGAGUGUUCGUCCAAACGUAAGGAGAGAGCGGACCCCUCUUGAGAGUUCUACUGACGCCCCUUCCUCCAGCAUGGCGGUCAUCACAUCUGCCCAAUGGCAGGCCAUGCUGGACGCAGCAGACGAGAGCCAGAAACCAUUCUUUCAAAAAUUGUAUGAUGAUGCCGUGCAGAAGGAAAGGGAGGCAGCGGCAGCAGCUAGAGCCGCCGAUAUUGCUGAUCAGGUGGCUCUCCUUCGGAUCCCGGAAGCCAAUGCUGACCGGUUCCAGGAGGAAUUAGCUGCUGCUGUAGCAGCCUUGGUCCGACUGCGGACCUCGGAAAACCUUGAGUCUCGUAUGACAGCACUUGAGCAGCGGAACGAAGAGCUGCAGGCUAAGGUAAUUAGCCUCGAGCAGUCCCAGUUGUCUGCCUCCCGCCCUCCUAACCCUCGAUCUGCUAUAAUCCCAACCUCUCAAGCCAACACAGCCCUCGUGCCAAGGGCAAGCGGAACCGUGGCAAGCGCGGGAACCGGCGCCAGCUCCUCGAGCGGCAGCACCGGCAGUUCUGCGCUGGUCAUGGUCCCGAAUGCAGGGACAUCAGCCCAAAACGCCGCAGUCCCUACUGGCGUUCAGUACAGCGGUCCCAUGGUGGAUAAGCGGGCGGCCACGCUGCCGUCCAAGUACGACGGGAAGGCUGACAUCACCUCUUGGAUUAGUUCCAUGAGGUCGUAUUUCGAGGUCAUGCGGACACCGCAAGAGGACCGAAGUAUGAUCAUGGGGACUAAUACUGAGCCGGCCUUACGAAACCACAUUGAGCUCCAAGCUGUCGCAGCAGGCUAUGAAUGCAUAGACCUGACUGAUUGGCUGAAGGUCACCCCUGCCCGCGCCCUUGAGGAUCUUCUCCUUGAUCGGUACCGAGAUAAACAUGCUGCGCUCAAGGCUAGGCUCAAGCUUGAGGCCCUCAAGGGCCAAACCUGGAGGUCAUCCAUGCAGGCUUUGGAACAGCACUUGACUGGUCUGUUCAACAAUCCGGAUCUGGGAAUGACUGACGUAUCUUGUAUGGAUGUAGUCAUGGGAGUGGCCCCUAAAGAAUACCUCUCCCUGCUAGCACUCAAGGACCAUGCCACCUGGCGAGAGCUCAUGAAGGACCUAGUCGACCUAGAGGCCAAGGAUCUCGCCAAGCGCAAGAAGGCGCCCGCUGCAGGAUUGCUAUCGUCUUCAGGGAAGCAGGCAAGGGGCGUAGAGGAGUCAUCAGCACUCUCUACAACAAGGGAUGCUGAGCAGUCAAUUGCAGGCCCUUCCGAGGAGCCUGGAUCUGGCCAGCAGCCUGCUCUUGAAGCCCGAACUGAUGCUGAUUCCAAGGCUGGUGCAGUCCAAGUAUUAUACACUGAGCCUUGGGAGGAGUCUAGGGAAGUUGACCUCCACGCGCACAUGGAGCAUUGGCUGCAGCUCAAGCAGCAACGCCGUGUUCAGGGGAGCGUGGAGCUAACCUUCUUUAAACUGCUCAUUAACCGCCGAUACAUCCGUGUGCUAAUUGACAGUGGUUCGACCACUAAUUUCUUCUCUCCGAACGGGAUUCGUAAGGCGGGCCUGGGUAUGAAGCAAGUGGAACUGCAGAACCCUUGCCGGACUCAGGUGGGCAACCAAGAGGUUGUCACUUCCACUCAUGCUGUCAAAAGUGUGCGCAUCACCUUUGACAAAGAUCGCACUGUCACACAUGAGCUGAAUUUUUACGUCCUGGACAAGUGUCCUUUGGACGCGGUCAUUGGCUUGGGCUGGCUAAAAGCUCAUUGCCUAAGGACCACGUGGGCGGACAACCAGUUCGUGGUACUUGACGCCAAGGGGAACGAGCGUACCGUCUUGUUAGAUGAGACGCGCGAGUCCCCUGUGACUCUUCUCAGUGCUAACAAAUUCUGCAGGAAACUGAAGGAGGAUCUGAUUGAACACACCGCCAAGGAUCCGAACCUCAGUCCCAUCCUUGAGCAGCUCAAGGUUGACCCUAACAGUCAGCCUGAUUUUCACGAAUGCGAGGGUCUUGCGUUCCGCCGGUAUGGAAAGUUCGAUCGUUUGUGUGUACCCAACCAUGCGCCUCUCCGAACUCAUUUCUUGGAUUUGGCGCAUGGUCGGAAUGGACAUUUUGGCUUUGAGAAGACUUAUGAAAGUCUUCUGCAGCAAUUUGGUUGGCCAGGAAUGAAAGGAUCUGCUCAGAAAUUCAUUGUUGAAUGUCAGGUAUGCCAAAGAAUCAAGGUCCACAGGCAUAAGCCUUAUGGCCUACUGAGACCUCUGCCCAUUCCUGAUGGACCCGGUGAGUCGAUUUCCAUCGACUUCGCGGACAUGGGAAAAGUGAGUGAGGCUGGGAAUUCACAAGUCAUGGUCAUUGUGGAUCGCUUCUCUAAAUUUCUGAACUUGAUUCCUCUCCCUCCUCAUGCCCCGACUGAACUUGUCAUCGAGGAAUUCCAUCAGCAGUACAUUCUGCAGUCCGGCGUCCCGAAAACUAUUGUGAGCGAUCGGGACACCAGAUUCAUCAGCAAAGAUUGGAAAGACUUCACGUCUCAGAUCUAUGACAUCAAACUGAACAGGACUUCUGGUCGACACCCCGAAGCCAAYGGAUUGGCCGAGGAGAUCAACCAGACCGUCAUCCAACUGCUACGCGCACUGAUUGUUCCAUAUCAGAACACGUGGGACAAGGAAUUACACAAAGUGAAGGGGCUGUACAACAACUCCAUUCACUCUGCAACUCGUGUGACUCCAAACCAGCUGCAGUAUGUUUGGCCGAUGCGCAAUCGCCUCUCCUAUCUGUUCCCUGAGCGGUCCCCUGGUCUGAUGCCCGGCAUGCCUGGCUAUAAUGCCAAGUACGCACGCUUGCUCAAAGCUGUUACUGCAGCCAUGAACAAGCGCCAGCAUCCCAUGAUCAAACAUGCUAACAAGCUGCGAAAAGAAGAAAAAUUCAAAGUUGGGGAUUACAUUUGGGUCAAAAUGUCUGAGUUUUCUAACGAAGAGGGCAUCUCGCGGAAGCUUCUUCCAUUAUGCUACGGCCCUUGGCAGAUUCUGAAGGUAGUCGGGGAUGAUUUCGGUCCUUCAUUUGUGAUUGACGUGCCUCCUCAUCUGCGCACGUAUCCGGUCUUUCAUGCGUCCAAACUGUUCCCACACAUUGAUGAUGAGACGUUUCCCUUCCGAGAUCCUAUGAUACCUCGCCCUAUCGACGGCGGCCAUGAGAUAGACAAAAUCGUAUCUCACGAGGGCAGAGGGAGGAACAGACCGUAUAAGGUUCACUUCCUCUAUCACCCAUUGACUGAAUUCUUCUGGAUCGACUGGAAAGAGCUGCUAAAAAGUGCUCCCCGUGUUGUGAACGCUUACGAAAGACAGAUCACCGAGGGGCAGACCGCUAAGUUCGUAGCAACAAUGACUUCUCAUGGAUUGACCAAGUCUCUCUUUCUAAUGUACUUCUACGAUGCGUUCUGUACCGACUCUGACUGAGUUACUCGCUCGAAGGGACCUCGCUCUCGAGAGGG